Molecule: messenger RNA, 5265 nt
Organism: Paramuricea clavata
Lineage: Eukaryota; Metazoa; Cnidaria; Anthozoa; Malacalcyonacea; Plexauridae
Source: the annotation of a GenBank genome assembly
AUGGACUCAGCAGAAGUCAAUGAAAAUGAUGCGGAAAAUGAUGGAGAGCAAUGGGACGAAUUUCCUGCCAAUAUUACAAGUUCGUCUGAUGACGAGAUUCCAGACCACGAAGACGGGCGAUUGAUGGAAGAAGAUUUCAGUUGCGAGCAAGAACAAUUUGCUGCCACGGAACCAGACAACAACGACUUCUUCCCUUUUCCAAACGAAAAGUUUUUGUUGUUGUAUUGUUAUGCACACAGUGUUAUGAGGUCCAAGGUAAAAGCUAAACAGCAUAUAUUAAUUUCACAACCGUUAUUUCAUAUGAGGAUGAGAGUUAGUAACAACAUGGAUAAUAAAAUAUUUAUUUUAUUAUCCAUGGUAAUAAGGAUUUCAUAGAAGUUAUAAUCAGCCAUUUCCAAAUCGAGCAGAAGACUGGGUCUAGUUGUUUGUUUGGAGGGACACAAUCUUGUUUUCCGAGCUUGCGAUCCUCGGGAAGUAACAUCAGGCUCAUGGAUAAUCCGUUUCAGGGAGGAAUCAGAGAUUGGCCAUUGAUAUGGAAUUGGCCGUUGAUAUGGAAUUUGCAGUUCUGUUUUAGCCAGAAUUCCUGGCUUCCGGCAACGGAUUAUCCCAGAGCCUCACGUUCCUUCAGAAGGCUCGAGAUUGGGAGGGACAAAAAAUAAACAAUAUGCCGAAUAUGGACGUUUUUAUACAUUCCCAAAAUUUUUUGUGCAGCCUGAAACGCAACAAUUAUAAUAAGGCAUUUUUUAAUAUAUAUUUAACUUGCUCACUAUAACUUGCUGUCCCUCCAAACAUCAACUAGACCCAGUCCUAUGUUCCAUUGGGAUAUGCCUAAUUAUCAUAUUUACUUACCGUAUUUACUCGUUUAAACGCGCCUUUAAAAACAGGGGGCAAACAGGGGACAUUUUGUAUUCAAUUAUAACAAAAAUGAUGUGCAUCAUCAGAAUGCUUACAAAAAUUAUUUACAUAUAAGACAGGUUUUUUAUAUCUCAAAAUGUUUUCGAGAGUGCGCUGCCAAACCGCGUUUUUGACCUGGUACCCACUCCUUAUUGCGACAUUUUGGUCCAAUUUUCACAUUUAAACACAUUUUCGUACCCAGAGCCCUUUUUAUGUGCGGUGCGACGAGGGGCUCUGGCCAAAUCCACAACCGGAUACCGUGAAAAAAAAGGUAAGAAAACAAUGUCCGGUGUUAGAACUAGCCAAUCAGAUGCCAGUUUGGAAUAUGGAUUUGGCCAGAGCCCCUCGUCGCACCGCGCGUAAGGGCUCUGGGUACGAGAAUGAUUUAAACAGCAAUAACUCAAAGACUAUUUGAAUCUUCCGUCGACCAUUAUUCUAACUUUAAUUGCAUGCCUUCAAUUCCUUCGUGGAUGCAGUCAUUCUCUAAGACUGUUAGAGCAUGGCCACUUGUGCUCUCCGGGAUAUAGAGUCCCUCGAAUUACUUAAAAGGCCACUCGGGGCCUAAGGCCCCUACAGUCCCAUUCUCGGGACUCUAUAUCCCAUAGAGCACACGUGACCAUGCUCUAACCAUUACAUAUAGUAAUACUCACUUGGAUUACAAAGCCUAAAAAGAGCAUUCACUUUUUUAUAGUCUAGAUCAGAUUUAGAAUUUCUCUGGAUGAUGUUGGAACGAUUUGGAGUGCAGCUACCCUCUCUGUCAUCUGUUCUGUCCUUCAAAGUGGAUGGAAUGGAAGAUUGUUUACCAUUAAAAAAGGUGAUUCUUCAAAGUAAAAAGUCACCUUUAUUGACUUCAGCUUCUCGCUUCUCGUUUUCAAUUCAGAUGAUCAGAGACUCUCAAAACAUUUGCCUAAUAUUAAAAAACUCAUUAAUAAUUCAUGAAGAAAACACAAAGAAAAAUCAUAAGCGUGUCGUAUCUGUAUAUGUGAUACAGAUUCAUGUUGAUUUACAUAAACUUUAACUUUGAUUUUCUCGGCUUAGACAACGUUUAUUUUUAAAAUUACUUCGCCAAUGAACUCAUAAGAUGAGUCAUUUUUAAAGUUUUUACAACAUUCGCGGCCGUGUUGUAUCAGAUAUACAAACUCUCGCCUUCGGCUCAAGUUUGUAUAUCUGAUACAACACGGCCGCGAAUGUUGUAAACAUUACAUAUAUCAUCAUUGUAUAGAGUUAUGGAGAUGGACAUCCCUUUUACUGGAUUGCACCUUCUGACAUCAUAAAAUUGCAGUUGGCAACACCGUCAGUUGCCAGUAAGAUAGUGAGAUAUCCUGAGAAAAUGGAUCGUUUUAUUACUGAACUCUAUCAGGUUAGUUAUGUGAUAGCGCCAAUUGUUUUAAACAAUUGUUAAUUAAUAUUUUUAAACAAAAAUCAGGGAAGAAGGUGGUGUAUAGAAGAUACUACUUCAGCAAACAUCGAUGGGCUGACAGUUUAUGUCAAAGACGUAGUGACCUAUAAAAUGGGCGAAACGAUUUGUCACGGAAAAGUAAAUGGAUUCUACAUGAAGGUAACAAUGAUUAUGUUUUGUUAUGUCAAUUAUUUGGGAGUACAGUUUAAAAAGCAACACCUUCUAAUGUUAUUGCAUACAUAUUAGUGAGGCGGAUAUGUGUAAAAUUAUUGAUCAGUAGUUCCCAUUGGGGUUAAAAGCAUCAAAUUUUUACAAUUGAUGUAGUUUUAUUUGCUUGAUAGAUAUUUGAAGUGGGACCAUCGCUAUUUUGCUGCUAACUCCUGAAAACAGGUGAUUAGUGAUUUUCUUCUAUUGAAUUCUAUUAUAGCCAAAAAAUGUGAAAUUUUGUAUUCAAUUACAACAAAUAUGACUUGCAUCAUCAGAAAGCUUAUAAAAAACUGCAUAUAAGACGUUUAGACAGUUUUUGAUUUCUGAAAUAGUUAUCGAAUUAUAAACUGUUAAAAACGCAUUUUCAAACAUUGAAUAAUUAAUUAGGGACUUUUAGCGAGAUAUGUGCCUAAUUUACAGCAAUAACCAUUUGAAAAAUAAAAAAACUGUUUAAAAGUCUUUUAUGUAGUUUUUUACAAGCUUUCUGAUGAUGCAAGUUAUAUUUGUCGCGAUUGAAUUCAAAAUUUCACAUUUUUUGUUGUAGUAGAAUUUAAUAGCAAAUAAUGCUAAUAGCAUCGUAACUCUCUAAAAAAACAGUUUCACGAUGGCCCCACUUUUGCAUGUUGUUCUACUCAUAAAAAGAUGCUACUGUGCACAAUUUGGUGCUUUUAACCCUCUUUGGAAACAUCCAUGACAUAUCCGCCACACUAUAUAGCUACACAUUUCGUUUCGUGUAGAAUAUUGACAAUUUGUUGGUACACUUUUGUGAAAUAACAAAAGCUUUUGCUUAUGGGUAUCAAUCAUUGGUUUUAACACAACAAGUCGAAGAGAUACCUAUAGUAUCUAUCAAUGGAUUAUCUGGCAACAGGAUAACAUUUAAAGAAAUAAACGACGAAGUUAUUCAACUAACCAUGGAGGUAAUUGGACGAUAAUGUAACACAAUAACAAUUAUCAACUUUAACAAUUCGAACAGUUCAAAUGCGUGUAAGUUAAGCCUGUUGUAUAAUAGGCAAAUUAGUUUGCGCGAUUAAACAAAUUCCUUCAAAUUUAAUUGCAACCCCCCCCCACUCAUUUUUUUGCAAAAAUUUAAAUAGCCCUCCCCCUCUUCUAAUAAUUUAUUUAUUUAUACAUAUUCCCCCUCCCCUUUGCUCUCCCCCACCUUCCAUAAAUAAUGACCGGUCCCUUAGAGUUUCAAUAGUCUAGCAAAUACAACUUUAUAAUUUGUAUAAUACAAAGUGUGCUUAAAUGUUUUUAAAAUGAUUGAUGUAUAAAUAAAAGUACUAUUUAAUAAUUAAAAAAAAUUUUCACUUCUCUACAUGUUUAUAACCUGUAUGACUCAUUGAUAAGGGUAAAUUAUAUUAAAUUUUGGGCAUCUCGCUUCAUAUUACAAAUUGUACAGGGUUUUAUUGAUGGAAACAUAAAUUAUUUCUAAUUAUUUUCUGUCGAAAUUCCAUCAACAAAACCCUGAACAUGCGUGUUCGUUGACAUAUGGAGAAAACCCGCAUCGUUUACCAUUCAUGAAAUUGCAACUUUUCUGGGGAAAAAUAUAAAAUUUUAAUUUUAAAAAGCCUGUUCAAAUGAAAUUUUGGUACAAUUUUUAAAGAUAGAAUCACAAGAUUUAUCCAAUAAUUAUGCAACAAUGACCAAGCUCGCAUGAUUAUGAAUUUGCAUCCUAGUUUGCUCCUGGUUUAAAAAUAGUUAACUACACUUGGUGUCCAAAUAGCUUACUUUUGAACAAUGUUUUGCAUUUCAAUGGCACAUUUAGUGUAUUGCGAAUUGACUGUGAUAACAAAAUUUGUUCACGUCCAAAAAGUACAGAUAUUGCAAUUUGCAUAAUUUGUUAAAUGUUCUUUGAUAUGUUAUGGGAUGAAAAGAUUUACACUUGGGUGCAUACAUGCACCGAAAUUCUUUCUCAUAUGACAUUUGCUGUAUUCUAUAUAUACCAGUAUUGGUAUUUUUCUUCGAAUGUGCAUGUAUGUGCCCAAGUAAUCUCUUUAGACGUGAACAAAUUUUAACGCGAGCUAUUUGCAUAACGAUGGCCAUUUGAGCAUAGAUAAAGAAUAACCUGAUCUGGAUUGUUAACAGCAUUGAACAAUACUGUUCGCAACAGCAAUGGACAAUGUUGUUCGCUCAAAUUUUGACAAAAUGUACAUUUUAGACUUUUAAGAAAAUCUAUGUUACCUUUGGUCUUGAAAUAUCAUGUGUGUAACUGUAAAGCAGGAAUCCUCGUCCGAAUCUAUGCCCAUAUAUUCCACGUCUAUGCCUGUAUAUUCCCAAUCCUGUUGUAGGUUGGUAGCUGAGGUUUUCUCCAUAAAACUCAAAUUUGCAUACGGCGGGAAUGUUUAUAUAUGAUAUAAAUAAAGAUAUAAAUAAAAUAAAAAAAUAAAAAUAGGCAUAAUAUUCUUCUAAUAACACUCAGAAUUUAUACAAAUAAAAUAAAUACAAAUAGGUAUGUUCUAAUAAAACUUUAUAUGAAAAAGGAAUUACACUUAUAUUUUGACGAACCAGAGGCAGAGGUACUGUGUGCUACAAGUACUUCAUCAUCAGAACACUUGAUUAAAUGUGGUGUACCACAAGGUUCUAUUUUGAGACCAUUGCUGUUCUUGUUGUACAUCAACGACUUACCAGAGUGUCUUAAAAAUACAAGACCUCGGUUAUUCACUGAUGAUACAAACCUCACAGCAUCUAGUUACUCCAUAGCUGAUAUUGAGAUUGCAGUAAAUUCUGAUCUAGAAAAUCUUAGGAACUGGUUAAUAGCCAAUUAA